This is a messenger RNA of Paramecium tetraurelia, 10737 nucleotides long. RefSeq lists its product as uncharacterized. The record is from RefSeq and is a predicted model, not a curated record. Gene Ontology annotation, biological process: microtubule-based movement. The transcript is spliced from 3 exons. Gene Ontology annotation, molecular function: dynein intermediate chain binding; ATP hydrolysis activity; dynein light intermediate chain binding. NCBI's taxonomy places the organism in Eukaryota, Ciliophora, Oligohymenophorea, Peniculida, Parameciidae. Gene Ontology annotation, cellular component: dynein complex.
AUGUCACAGAAUGAUCUUGAACUGAAAUCCCAAGAUGAAGCUCCUCAAGGACAAAGUUUUGUAGAAGAGAAUCUUAAUAUAAACAUGUCUGAUUAAUAACAACCAAAUUCUCCAGAUUUGGAUAAGGGAUCUCCUGAUCAUGUUAAUCAAAACGUGUAGGAUAUUAAUGAUGAUUAAAAAGAUCUAAAUGGAGGCUAAAUCAAUCUGCAAUUAAAACUUAAGUCUGCUAGUGUUGAUAAUUACGGUCCCAUUUACGUGAGAAAAUAAUUUUUGGAGCACUAGGACAUUUAUGAUUUAGAACAAUUGUAGUGGAAGUAUGAUCCUCAUGAUAUUUUAUCUGUUAAUUUUAUGCGUAAGCAUGGAUACGCAAAUUUGUUUGCUUGGAUGACGGAAUAGGGAAUUCAAAUGAGUGAGACAGAUCCCCCUAGAUUAGAACCUGAUGCUUUUGAUCCAGAUUUCGUGUACUUUUUGAAACUGCCACAUCCUUAAGAAAUGAUAAUAAGUGAGGAAAAUGUUGCUGAGUAUGUCAGUGAUGGUGUUGUAAAUAUCAAUUACUUGAAGACAUUGUUGAAACAAAUGAAUGCUUAAUUCAUACCAUAAUUUAUUUAGGAUUCCUCUUGGCCUGAAAAUGUAAAAAAAGAGUUCUUGGCUUAAUUACACAAAUUCAUGGCAACACUCACAGAGUUUUCCUUCAGUCAAGAAGGCAUUACUGAGUUGUAUAUCCCAAAUGAAGACUUGAAUAAUAUUGAGUAGGCUUCUCAUGACAAAGACUUGUUGUAAAGAUUGGAGGCAAUCUUAUUACAUUGGUAGAGACAAAUCAAAGACAUUGUGAACAAUUAGGAAUUGGCUAUUGAGAAUGAGAAUGCAGGUCCACUUGAUGAGAUAGCUUAUUGGAGAUAAAGAAAAAAUAAUUUGUCACACAUUCAUGAAUAAUUGGAGAAGCCAGAGUUGAAAAGAAUCAUCCAAAUAUUGAGUGAUAGUCAAUAUGUCUAGAGUUUCAAGGAUGUUACUGAGAAUAUCAAAUUGGGAUCCAGUUAAGCAGAGGAUAACUUAGAAAAUCUAAAGAUUCUGUAUGAACCUUGCAAAUAGUUGGAGACAGCUACACCCAGGGAGAUCCCAGAAUUACUCCCUAAUUUGUUGUUCAGAGUGAGAUACAUAUGGGAGAAGUCUAAAUACUUUAAUACUCCGGAGAGGAUAUAAGGAUUGAUACAUAAAAUUUCUAAUGAGAUCAUUAAGAGAUGCAAGUCCAGUAUCAAUAUCAAUGACAUGUUGGAUGGUGAUGUGGAAUAAUGCAUUUAAGAUUUGAAUGAUUCAAUUGAGUGUGGGGAACAAUGGAAGAAGAUUUACUAAAGAAUGUCAGUUGCUAUUGAGAAGAUGUCAUCAUUGACUAAAGGACCUAAAUGGGAUUUCAACAAUUCUAUAUUUGCUUAAGUGGAUGCCUUCAUCUCUCGUUGCAAAGAGUUAUUGGAAAUAUGUGAAGGAUAAUUGCAAUUUGCCAGAAAAGGAGCAGGCAGUCACAUUCCACAAUUUGGGGGCAGCAAGGGUCAAGAGAUUGAAGAUAAUCUUGAAUAAAUAAAGGAUAGUUUUUCAAAACAUUUGAAACCCAUCAGAGACAUUCGUAAAACUGACAAGGAUAAGAUAUUAGAUGUGAAAGCUUCUAAGUGGCAUGAUGUCUUCAACGCAUUUCGUAAUGGAGUUAAGGAUUUGGAUGUUAUGUAUACCAAUAUUAUUAAUAAUGCCUUUGAGAGUAUGACAACAGUUCAAUAAGGAGUUGAGUUGUUAGAAGCAUUUGAUUAAUUGGCUAAAAGACUAUCGAUCAAGAGAGUUGUUCAAAAUAAGGCUAUAGUAGUCUUAGAAUUGUUCAUCUAGGAAAUUGAUGCAACCAAACAUGAAUUUGAUAAUAUUAAGAAACUAUAGUAUUACCCUUUACAACACGGCUCAUUUUCUGGAUAGGCAAUUUGGGUUAAUUCAUUGAGUCAUAGAAUCAUGAGAAUGAGAUAUUGGAUUGAUUAGAUGUACUUCAUUGAAGAUUCGAUUAAGAGGACAGCAAUUGAAAAAUUUGAAUAGUUAUCAUCGAAUCUGAAACAGUUCAUCAUAGAAUCCAGACUCAAGGAAUGGAAGGAAGACAGCAAAGAUCUUGAAGACAUAGUUUUGACUACUAGAUUAGACAAGCAGGUAUUAUUGAGAACAGAUGAGAAACAUCCAGAUUUUUAAUAUAAGAAGGAGUCUUUGAGACCUAAGAUUGGCCAUUUAGAAAGCAAUUUCGAUAGGCAACUAUUAAAAUUGUUGCAUGAGACUUCAUCUUGGUAGAAAUUGAUAGCUGUUGGUGUUGUUAUUCCAAGUUACGCUAAUGAUUUUACUUAGAAUCACAAGGAGAGUUUGAGAGUGCUCAGAGAGUUGGUGAUGUUAGUGGUCAGAGAAUACAACAACAUUAUUGACUAUAUGACUGAAACUGAGAAGAAAUUGUUUGCUCAACAUUUGGAGACUGUCAAUAAGGUAAUAUAACCAUUGGCAUCUCGUUUGAGAUGGAGUGCAAAGACAAUCAUUGAUAGUUAAGUUAGGGAUUGUCGGAGAGCUUGUUAAGAGAUGUUCUUGAAAUUGAAGAUGUUCAAGACCAAUAUGGACAAGAUAGAUGGUAAAUGCAAUGAGAUUGCCAAUAAAUUGUUGAUUAAGAUAGAUCGUAAGAAACAAUAUGAUCACAAAUCCUUCGAGGAGGAAUAAGAGAAACAUAGAAGAGAUAUGUAUUAGAAGUUGAAAUAAAUAUUUGAUGAAAUAAGGAAGAUAUUGUCUGAGACUUAUGAUCCAUUUCUGUUUGAUAGAGUUGAGGUCUAAACUGUUUGGUUGAAGUAGGUGAAGUCCAUAGAUUACAAGAUCAAGGAGAGUUAUGAGAAAGCAGUAAAGAAUUCAUUGAUUGAUUUGUAAAAAGUAAUUGGUUCAGAGGAUGGUAAGAUCACUCCAGUGCCCAUCUUCAAAUUAUCAGUGGAAUUGGAGAAUCAGUAACAAGAGUAUCGACCAUCUACAAACUAUUUGAAACAGAUGGUCUCUUAAACUUGUGAAUAUAUGAGAGAAAUCAUGAAAGAUUUUAAGAGCAUGGAUGAAGUCAUGAAGGAGGAGAGAAAGAAGAAAUUGGAUGAAGCAAUCUUAUUAAACUCUAAGGACUCCAAGAAUCCACAAGCAUAAAAUAUUAGGAGAAUGAGUGAAAUAUCUUAAGUGUAAUAAUUGGAGUAGGAGACUCAGAUAUCAAUAAGGAGUCUAGAUAACGAAUAGAAUAUCAAGAUCAAAAACGAUAGCGAUGGUUUGAUUCAGAAAAUCAAUAGUAAAUUGAGCAAGACUUGUGAUGCAUUGAAUUCAGUAGAUGCUCACGGCUAAUGGAAACGUUACGAUUGUUUAUUAAGGACAAUGAUCAACAGAAAUGAUCCAAUCACUAACAUCAAAACUCAAUUAGAAACCUUUGAUUUACAUUAAGGAGAAAUUCAGCAGUUGGAAACCACAAAAACCCAAGAUUGCAUCAUCUUGGAUAACACUUCAAUUAAAUCUACUUUGAUUGAUAUUAUGAUCUCUUGGUAGAAUGCCUUCUUGAAUGCCACUUAGGAUAAAGCAUUGCAAGAUUUGAAUUAAUUAUAUUCACUAUUCCAGACCUCAGAAACCAAUUUGGACAUUGUACCUUAAGAUUUGUAACAAUUGAAGAAGAGCAGUGACCUUUGGAAUAAGUUGAAUGAGGAUAGACCAUCCAUUGAGGCCAAAUUAGGACCAUUGGAAGAUAAGUUUAAGUUGUUGGAAGAUUAUUCAAUACAAUUAAAAGAUGAUGAUAUUACAAGAAAGAACAAUUUAAGAAACACUUGGGCCAAUUUCAAUGUGAUGUUGGAUAGAAUCUAAGAGAGAAAUCGUAAAGUGCACAACAAUUUGUACUUGGAGACUCAGAAGAACUUGGAUGAAUUCAUCAAAGAAACUGGAGAUUACAAGAUUGUGUUUUAGAGUAAUGCUCCAUAUCAAGCAACCAAUAUGCCUCAUGAAAAGGCAUUAUUGAAUUUGAAUGAAUAUUCUGAACAAGUUAAGCAAUAUCGUAAGAAAGAGGAAUCCAUGAAAUUUGGUUUCGAUUUGUUUAAAUUCAACUAUGUUCCAUCUCCAGAUUUGGAAUUCAUGGAGAAGGAGAUUGCACAAUUAUCAUACAUUUGGCGCACAAAGGAAGAAUGGGAUUAAUUCAUUAAGGAUAUUGGAAGCACAGCUUUCAGAGAUGUCAAUUGUGACAAUUUGGAUGAAAAUGGUGAUGAUUAUUUGAGGAAAUUGAAGGCCUUGCCAAGAGAAUAGCAGAAGUGGGAAAUUGUUAAUCAUAUGAAGCAAAUUAUUGAUUAAUUCAAAUAGACACUUCCUCUGAUCAUCAUGUUGAGAGAAUAAUACAUGAGAGACAGACAUUGGGAUAAAAUGAGAUAACAUCUAGGAACCAACAUUGAACCAGAUAGCAAAGACUUCAACAUGGCUGAAAUAUUCAAAUUGAAUCUAUUAUCCUAUGGUGAAGCUGUUAAGGAUGUGUGUGAAGUAGCUAAGGAAGAAUUCAAAAUUGAAAACGCUUUGGAUAAAAUUGAUUAGAGAUGGGCUAAACUUGAAUUGGAAAUGGACACUUUCAAGAAGACCUACAAAAUCAAGAAGACUGAAGAGAUCUUCACUAUUUUGGAAGAUCAUAUGGCUGUUUUGAGUGCUCAGAAGACAACUGCCUUCUAUGAUUCAUUCAAACCCACAAUUGAAAGAUGGGAGAAUUGCUUAUAACAAAUCUCAGAGACUUUGGAAAUGUUGUCCAUAGUUUAGAGACAAUGGAUUUAUUUGGAAGCCAUCUUUGCCACUCAAGAGAAGGAGUCUGAAAAACAAUUGAUGGGAGAUAUCAAUAAGUUUGCAGCAAUCAAUUCCUAAUUGUCAGGUCACAUGAAUCGUAUCUAUGAGGAUAAGAAUGUCAAGAGAUCACUGUCAUAUGAAGGUUUCUAUUAAGAAUUAUGUACAAUGAAUUAGAAAUUGGAUGAGAGUCAAAAGAUCUUGUAUUAAUUAUUGGAGAAAUAACGUAAGGAUUUCCCCAGAUUCUAUUUCUUGUCCAACGAUGACUUGUUUGAAUUAUUGGGAAACUCCAAAGACGUGUUCAAAGUCAAUAAGCACAUCAAGAAGUGUUUCGAAGGUAUCAAGAAAUUCGAUAUCCUCACCCAAUAAUACUAGACUGGAAGAGCCAAAUAAGAUGUCUAUGAAGUCUAAGCCAUGGUUGCCCCAGAUGGAGAAGUUGUUAAGUUCACCACCAAAGUCCUUUGUGAUUCUCAACUAGAGAAAUGGCUUGGUUAGGCUGAGAAGACCAUGAGAGAUGUACUCAAGAAGGAAUUGUUCUCCACAAUGUAGAGUAUAAAGAAGAAAGAAGGAAUGCGUUGGGUUGAUAAAUGGGUCAAGGAACAUCCUGGAUAAUUGUUAAUUACUGCCAGUCAAUUGACAUGGUCGGGUGAUUGUGCCAAUGUGUUAAAUUAGAUCUAUAAUUCUGAAAGACCAGAGAAGAAUAGAGGCUGGAAGGCUAUCAAGGAUGAGAAGUAAUCAUUCAUCUUGGAAUUGACCAAAUUGAUUCGUAAACCCAGUAACGAGGUCGAUAGAUUGAAAUUGGUUGCUUUAAUUACAAUUGAGGUGCACCAGAAGGAAAUCAUUGAUCAUCUCACAAAGAAUUGUCAAUCUCCGCAUUCUUUUGAAUGGUUGAAGUAAUUAAGAUUUACAGGUACAGCCGUCAAUGAUAUAUUUGAAUGUAAAGUUGAAUAGGCUAAUAGCAGUUUUGCUUAUGGUUAUGAAUAUUAAGGCAACAAUGGUAGAUUGGUUGUAACUGCUUUGACAGAUAGAUGUUACAUGACUUUGACAACAGCUAUGCAUUUGAAAAAAGGAGGUGCUCCUUAAGGACCUGCUGGUACUGGUAAAACAGAAACUGUUAAGGAUUUGGGUAAGAAUAUGGCUAAAUUUGUAUUGGUUUUCAAUUGUUCAGAAGGAUUGGAUUACAAGAGUAUCGGUAGAAUGUUCAGUGGAUUAGUGCAAGUAGGUGGUUGGGGUUGUUUCGAUGAAUUCAAUCGUAUUGAAGUGGAAGUGCUAUCAGUUGUUGCAUAACAAGUGAGUCAAAUAAUGAAUGCAUUGAAAGAAUACGAAAAGAAUAAGGAGAAGUCAUCUUUCCAAUUGGAUUCAGAUGUUAUACCCAUCAAUGAUCAAUUUGCCAUUUUCAUCACAAUGAAUCCUGGUUAUGCUGGUAGAUCAGAACUUCCAGACAACUUGAAGUCUCUGUUCAGACCAAUUUCUAUGAUGGUUCCUGAAAAUGAAAUCAUUUGUGAAAUCAUGCUUACAUCAGAAGGAUUCAAGACUGGACAUGCUCUCUCCACCAAGAUGGUUACACUUUAUAGAUUGAUGAUCCAACAAUUGUCUAAACAAGAUCAUUAUGAUUUUGGUCUAAGAGCCAUCAAGUCUGUUCUCAAUUGUGCUGGUUAAAUCAGAAGAGAUAAAUCAAAUGAAAUCCAGAAAGUCAAGUAAGAUGAGAAUGCCAGAGAAAAUCAGAAAGAAAGUGAGAUUGACGAAGCCAAUCAAGAGACAUAGAUUCUUAUGAGGGCCAUUAGAGACAUGAACAUUCCAAAAUUCGUUUCUGAAGAUGUGCCAUUGUUUAAUGCUCUUUUCAACGAUCUAUUUCCAAAUGUUGAUUUGUAAGAGUAAAUAAAUGAAACAUUGUUCAAUGAAAUUGAAACCCAGAUGAGAAAUCUCAAAUUACAAACAAGAGUAGAACACAUCAACAAAAUCAUCUAAUUGUAUGAUUCUAAGAAUACACGUCAUGGUAAUAUGCUUGUAGGUCAAUCUUUGGCAGGCAAGACUACAUGUUGGAAGGUAUUGAAGAAUUGUUUAAAUUCAUUGAAUGAAAGAGAACCCAACAAGUAUCCUAAGGUGAAGAUUGAAGUGUUGAAUCCAAAGGCUGUUACCAUCAAUGAAUUGUUUGGUUAUGUAAAUUCAACUAUGGAGUGGAAUGAUGGUGUGUUAUCAUCCAUGAUGGCUCGAUUAUGCAAAGAUGAAACUCCAGAUCAAAAAUGGAUGAUUCUGGAUGGACCAGUCGAUACACUUUGGAUUGAAUCUAUGAAUACAGUGUUAGAUGAUAAUAAAGUAUUGACCCUAUUGAAUGGUGAUAGAAUCUCAUUACCUCCAUAAAUGGGAUUGAUUUUUGAAGUGGAGAAUCUGGCAGUCGCCUCACCAGCCACAGUCUCAAGAGCAGGUAUGGUUUAUUUGGACAUAAAUGAUCUCGGAUGGAGACCCUAUAUUGAGAGUUGGGUUGAGAAAUUGACUGAUCCUUUGGUUUAAGAAACCAUCUUUGAAUUCAUAGAGAGAUGGAUUCCCAAACUCUUCAAACAGAGAAAGUGGUGCAAGGAAAUCAUUCCAUGCAGUGAAACCAAUGUCAUUAUCUCUUUCUGUAAUUUGAUGGAUUGUUUCUUCAAGAGUGAAAAGCAAUUGUCUAUGGACAUCCAAAACAAGAGUGAUGUCUAUUGGACCCUCCUUGAAAAGUGGUUUACAUUUGGAUUGGUGUGGAGCGUAGGAGCCACUGUAGAUGAAGAUGGUCGUCGUAUUAUUGACUAAUAGAUGCGUGAUAUUGAUUUGAUCUUCCCCAGUCAAAAUACAGUCUAUGAUUUCUUUGUAAACAGUGAUAAAAAUGAAUGGGCUUCAUGGGAUGAAAAGUUGGGUACUGGUCAAUGGAAACCUGAAAAUAAUAGUCCAUAUCACAAAAUGCUUGUACCUACAACUGAUCAAGUCAGAAACAAGAACAUCAUCACCAGAUUACUCAGUAACAAAAACGCUGUGUUGGCUGUAGGAUUGACAGGUACUGGAAAGACUGUGUUAUUAAAUGGAGUACUCCUUUAGAUGUUUGAAUACACUACUAUGAACAUUGUGUUUUCAGCACAGACUUCCUCAUAGAAGACUCAAGAUAUGAUUGAAAGUAAAUUGGUAAAGAGAUCUAAAAAUAAGAUGAUUCCUGAUGGCAAGAAAAUGAUCAUCUUUAUUGAUGAUCUCAAUAUGCCCAGAAAGGACAUUUAUGGAAGUUAACCUCCUCUUGAACUUAUUCGUCAAUGGAUGGAUUAUGAAGGAUGGUUUGAUCGUACUAACAGAGAGUUGUUCAAAUUCAUUUUAGAUAUUCAAUUCGUAUCAGCUAUGGGACCUCCAGGUGGUGGUAGAGCUGAAAUCUCAACCAGAAUUCAAAACAAAUUCCAUGUCAUCAAUUUUGUUGUGCUCUCAGAUCUCCAAGUCAAGAGAAUCUAUUAAUCCAUUUUGGCUUAUAAAUUUUAAGAAUUCGAAGAUGAAAUCAAAUUACUCAUUGAACCCAUUGCUUAAGCCACUUAUAACUUAUUCUAGAUGGUCACCAAUAACUUUUUGCCUACUCCUGCCAAAUCUCAUUAUGUCUUCAAUAUGAGAGACAUCUCCAAAGUCAUUCAAGGAGUCUACUAAUUAGACAGAUUGUAUUGUGAUAACAAAAUGACUGUACUUAGAUUGUGGGCACAUGAAUGUUUAAGAGUAUUCCAUGAUAGACUCAUUAGUGUUGAGGACAGAUAAUUAUGCAAAUAAUUGAUCAAUGAUCAACUGGUCUCAUGUCUCCAAACCACCAUCAAAGAAUGCACUAAUGAAAAUGAAGAUGACACAGUCUUUGCCAAUUUCAUGGAAGAGAGUGGAGGUAAAUACAUUGAAGUGACAUACAAUGACAGAGAGAAUUUGAAGAAAUUCUUAGAGGAGAAAUUAGUAUAAUUCAACACUGAUAAUAAAUCGAAGGCCAUGAACAUAGUUCUCUUUUAAGAGGCUGUCCAUUACAUUUGUAAGAUCAAUCGUAUCAUUAAUUUGGGUAAAGGACACGGAAUGCUUGUUGGAGAAGGUGGUGCUGGUAGACACUCACUCACAAAAUUAGCCACUCAUAUUGCAGAAUACAAGAGUUGGUAGAUUGAAGUCAGUAAGAAUUACAGAAUGAAAGAAUUCAGAGAAGACAUCAAAAAAUGGUGUGAAGAGGCAGGAUUUAAGGGAGUCUCUGGAACCUUCAUUUUUAGUGACAAUCAAAUUGCUAAUGAGGGAUUCAUUGAAGAUAUCAAUAACAUUCUCUCUGUGGGGGAGGUACCCAAUCUAUUCAGUCAAAAGGAAGAUUAUCCUUAGAUCAAAGACAGAGUCAGAAAGCAUUAUAGAGAAGAAAACAAAUUAGACAAGGAUGCUAAAAUCUAAGAGGAAGACCUCAUCGAAUAUUUCUUCACCAGAAUUCAAAAUAAUUUCCAUCUCAUGAUUUUGAUGAGUAAGACCGGAGAGAAUCUAAGAAAUUAUUGUCGUAUGUAUCCAGGUUUGGUCAAUAAUACCACUAUGAUUUGGUUUAUGCCAUGGCCAGAAUAGGCUUUGGUUGAAGUGGCCAACAGAUACUUGUUACAAUUAAAGUUGGACGAUGAAUUAACUGCUAACAUUGCUAAGUUCUUUGGAACUGCUCAUACCAAGGUACUCUCUUUGAGUAAUAGAAUGUUCCAAGAAUUAAAAAGAAUCUACUAUGUUACACCCACUAAUUAUAUUGAAUUGGUCAAAGGUUAUAAUGAUUUGUUGGAGAAGAAACAAAAUGAAAUUGGUGGUGAAGUUCGAAAACUCACUUUGGGAUUGUAGAAAUUAGAUGAUGCAGCAGCUAACAGUGAAGAAUUGUAAAAACAAUUAUCCAUUUAUCAAAUUGAAUUGGCAAAGAAGAGUAAGGAUUGUGAAGAGUUGAUGAUCAAAAUAGAGAGUGAAUCAAGAGAUGCAAAUGAGAAAUAAGUGGAAGUGGAAACCAGAUCUGCUCAAGUGGAAAAGGAAAAAGCUGAAGUAGAGACUCUGGCAGAAGAAGCAUAGAAGGAUUUAGAAAAAGCAGAACCUGCAUUGAGAGCAGCUGAAUAAGGAUUGGAAUAAUUAGAUAAAUAACAAUUGGCUGAAGUCAGAGCUUACAGUAAACCUCCUAAUGGUGUUGAUAAUGUCUUGUAGGCUGUCAUGAUUAUCAUGGGUAAAGAGGCAACUUGGGCAAGUGCCAAGAAGGAAAUGACUGCUCCUGAUUUCUUGUAACAAUUGAAGAAAGUCGAUAAAGAUCACAUCAUGAAUAAGACUCUAGUUAGAAUUGAGAAAAUCACAAGCGAUCCUGAUAUGCUUCCUUCCAAGAUUGAUGCCAUUUCAGUUGCUUCUGGUACUCUUUGGAGAUGGGUCUUGUCAUUGGAAAUGUAUGCCAAAGCAUUUAAGGACAUUGAACCCAAAAGAGCCAAAGUCAAGCAUUUGAGAGAGAAAUUGAAGAAGAGUGAAGAUGAAUUCCAAUAAUUGCAGGAGAACUUCUAGAUUUUGAAGUAGAGUAUUGAAAAAUUGAAGACAGAUUUGUAGAGAGCAAAGGAUGAUAUGGAAAUGUAUACCAGAGAAACUUCAGUGUUGGUUAAUAAAUUGGAAAGAGCAGAAAAGUUGAUAUCAGGAUUGGCAAGCACAAAAGAGGGUUGGGCUAUUAGAAGAAAGGAAUUGCAAGGAAAGCUUGAAGUCUUGGUUGGAGAUGCCUUAAUGACAGCUGCAUUCUUGAGUUAUGCAGGUCCAUUCCCAUCUGAAUAUAGACAACAAUUUGUUGCUGAAUAGUUAAUUGGAUAAGUCAGAUACUUAAAGAUCCCAUAUUCUAAAGAUUGGAAUUUCCCUGAUUUCCUUGUUAAGCCUGUUCAAUUUUUUAUAAUGGAGUCAAUAAGGAUUACCAGAUGA